Molecule: messenger RNA, 2888 nt
Organism: Dicentrarchus labrax (European seabass)
Lineage: Eukaryota; Metazoa; Chordata; Actinopteri; Moronidae
Product: testican-2-like
Exons: 10
Coding region: 96-1343 (415 amino acids)
Molecular function (GO): protein binding; calcium ion binding
Source: RefSeq, a predicted model, not a curated record
GCAGCAGCACCAGUCUUGUAUGUGGAUCAUUGGCAGUAGGACAGCAGCAGCAGCAGCAGGAGGAGAUACAUCCUAGACCAAACUGCCUGAGCAACAUGGUCGUUUUGCGAAUUGUCGCUUGCCUGUGCCUGCUGGUGGGCUUCUCGCUCCAGGUGGAGGUGAAAAGUGGGAAAGAGGCAGGAAAAGCCGGGAAUUUCAUGGAAGAUGAGCAAUGGCUGUCAACCAUCUCCCAGUACAGCCGUAAGAUCAAACACUGGAAUCGCUUCAGAGACGAUGACUACAUCAAAAACACGGAGGAGAACAUGGGGUCUGACGAAACCGUGGACACCACCAAGGACCCGUGCCAGAAUGUGAAAUGCAGCCGCCAUAAGGUGUGCGUUGCUCAGGGCUACCAGAGGGCCAUGUGUGUCAAUCGCAAGAAACUGGAGCACAGAGUCAAACAGUCAGGGCAGCUGGAGGCCCAUGAAAGCACCUGCAAGCCUUGUCCUGUUACUGCCUCCUCACCUGUAUGUGGCUCUGAUGGACACAACUACGCCUCUGAGUGUAAGCUGGAACAGCAGGCCUGCCUAACAGGCAAAGAGCUGGGCAUCAUGUGCGCUGGCUUUUGCCCCUGUGCCACAGCAUCAAUGACCGUCACAAAUACCGACACAAAACGUGAGAGCUGCACUGGCCAGGACCUGGCAGACCUGGGUGACCGCCUGAGAGACUGGUUCCAACUCCUUCAUGGAAACGCGAAGCAGAAUAACUCUGGCAAGCUUGGAGCUGGCAGCGCUUCAGCGCUGGACAAGAGCCUUGUAGCCAGCUGCAAGGACUCCAUCGGCUGGAUGUUUUCAAAGCUGGACACAAACAGUGACCUGUAUCUGGACCAGGCUGAGCUGACCGCCAUCAACCUGGACAAGUAUGAGGUCUGCAUCCGACCCUUCUUCAACUCCUGCGACAGCUACAAGGAUGGGAAGGUCUCUACAGCAGAGUGGUGCCUCUGCUUCUGGAGAGAAAAGCCGCCGUGCCUCGCUGAGCUGGAGAGGAUCCAAGUGCAGGAGGCGGCCAAGAAGAAGCCUGGGAUAUACAUUCCCAGCUGCGAUGAGGAUGGCUACUACAGGAAAGUGCAGUGUGACCAGAGCAGAGGGGAGUGCUGGUGCGUGGACCAGCAUGGUGGAGAGAUGAUGGGCAGCAGAAUCCAUGGCAACCCCGACUGCGAUGAAGUGGCAGGAUAUUCUGGAGAUUUUGGGAGUGGAGUGGGAUGGGAGGAUGAAGAGGAGAAGGAGGUAGAGGACAACGGAGAGGAGGCGGAAGAGGAGGAAGAGGAGGAGGGUGAGGCGGACGAUGGCGGAUACAUUUGGUAGAACUGUCUGACCCCAUGCCGAGAGCCGAGUCACAGCUGCUGGCCUAAAAAUCUACAGGGAUAGCUCUCUCCUUACGGCAAAAGAUUUUUGGGAUCGGACUUGGGAGGCAUGGAAUUGUGUUUCAUCCUGGUGGGAUAUGUGGUGCUGGUCCAGGGAUGAGACGAUGUCCAGUUUUUGUCUUAGAUAUGUGUAAUUGCUUCAUUCUCCUCUCUGUUUUUUGAGCAACGGAGCUUUUUGUUUUGCCGUCCUGAAAAGCGGGACCCACUGACUACUGCGCCAUAGGUAGCUAAAGUCCAUCAGAGUUCCUAUCUUGUCCGACCGCCAUCUAUGCAUAUAGAGAUUACCAGUAAUUUUGUAUUGUGUGAACAAUUGCUUGAGUAUUAGAGCCGUCGUCUCACUGGAAUGACCAGAGAUCAGAACAGUUAAACAUUUUUGGGAAAUACGCUUAUUUCUUUCCCAGAGUUUUAUGACUCGACACCACUCUCGUGUUAAAUAUGAUGCUAGAGCUAGGUGAUGGUUAGCUUAGCUUAGCAUAAAGAUUGGAAACUGAGGGAAACAGCUGUUUUGCUCUGUUUAAAGGUAAAAAAAAAUCUCACUAAUCUCGUGUUUGUUUAAUCCUCACAAGUUUAAACAAACGGGAGGUAGCGACUAGCUGGUGAACAUAGUGGAGCAUUCAAUGUUAACUGCUAAAUGUUUCCCUCAGGAGUUGGUGGAGACCAAAAAUAGAGCAAAAAGAGAGUUAGUAUUGACUUACAUUUAUUUUGUGGACAGAAAAAAUUAUUCCAAAUGAAUGCUUAUGUUUGAUAAUAAGUCCAACAUAUCAACUUAAAAUGUGAUGAUACUGUAUGUGUUCAUACAAGUGGUCAAAGAAAUUUCUUAUUGCUGCUUUGAGUUAAGCUAAUCUCGGAGUGAUAGCAAAUAAGUGUAUUUCCCCAAGUGUUGAACUGUUCCUUUAAAGCAGUUCAGUGCAAUGUGGUUAUGUAUUUCCAAACUGAUUCUGUAUAUAAAUGCAGUGUAAAUGAUCUGUGAAGCAAGCUUAGAGGAUUUCAGGUCACUACGGUUUCAAGCUACCUUUAUGAUAAAGGUGCGCCACAGCACGCAGCAGUUUUUAAAUUGUACAUGCUUUAGUGGAUAAACACAACUAUACAGGACCUACAUUUCCAGUUGAAUUACUUUUAUUGAAAACAUUGUAGAAUGUACUUUAAUGACCCAAAUUGCACCUACAGUAGAAAUCACUAGUUGCUCUCCUCUGCUAACUCUGAAAUCAUGUCAAAGAAUGUGCCACAACUAUGUUUUAUUAUUACUUUGCAACAUGAAAAACUGUAUUUUGUGUUUAUAUAUAUAUAAAAAAAAAGUGUGCAUUACUUGAAGUUCUGUGUGUAUACUUGAAUUCACAUUGUAAUUUUUUUCUAUGAGGAUAUUGUUGCCAUGUGUUCAUCCAUGCUAUUGGUAGGCCAAACAUUUGGUUGUUUUUAGUAUUGCAUGUUAGUGAAUAAGAAUGUACUUCUAGGCUGAGCACUUUACUAAUAAAGGCACUGGAGCCAA